Molecule: messenger RNA, 854 nt
Organism: Drosophila subobscura
Lineage: Eukaryota; Metazoa; Arthropoda; Insecta; Diptera; Drosophilidae
Exons: 2
Coding region: 139-828 (229 amino acids)
Source: RefSeq, a predicted model, not a curated record
AGUGUAAACAAUUUCUGAAAUCACACGGGAGGAAGUAUCAGCCACGACACGAAACUGAAAGCCAGACAAAAAAGUUGCAUUUGCUGUAAUCGAUAUAAAUGAACAGAGGAGCGCGAGGAGUUCACGCACAGCUUCAAGAUGCAUAGCCAGUGGCAGUGUCUCAUGGUCACGGCCUUCGGUGAGUGGCCCCACCAAAGGGGUGCACAAAUUAACCAAGCAAUAACUUUCCCCACAGCACUGUUCCUGCUGGUAAGCAGCAGCAGCAGCAGCAGCACCGCCAACAGCUCCGAGAGCAGCAACAGCACCACAACCACCAGCAGCAGCACCACUGUUAGGACGUCCAUCUGCUUGCUGCCACCCGUGUGCAUGCACAACAGUCCGCGUGUCUGCGGCAGGUUUCCCGAUGGCAAGUGCCAGCGCUUCAACAACAUCUGCCACCUGCUGGAGGCGCAUCACAAUGGGAAGCCUGCCGCUGUGCGGCACGUGCCUGUGCGGGAGUGCCGCUUUGUCGCCGGCGUGGGGCACUUGUACAGACGCCCCUGCAACGACGGCUGUCCCGGCCGGCGCGUCAACUGCAAGCGCACGCCCCACACGGCGGAGAUUUGCGUGCGCACCAACAACCAAAAGGAGUGCCAGCUGCUGGCCAAUGUCUGCCAGCUGCGCCACCAGAACUGCCAGGACACGCCGCGACACAACUGGCAUCGCACGGACAAACGUCGCUGUGGUGCGGCCAGGGUCAGCGAUAGCCCCAGGCCCUGCCUGCCCAUACGCGAAGCACCAAAAGCUGUUACCCACGAACAGGCAGAGGAUGAGGAGCAGAAUAAGUGAUGCUGAUAUCGGUUCUUUAUAGAGUA